This is a messenger RNA of Chrysoperla carnea, 1714 nucleotides long. Its product is annotated as retinol dehydrogenase 12-like. Lineage: Eukaryota; Metazoa; Arthropoda; Insecta; Neuroptera; Chrysopidae. The coding region runs from base 260 to 1228 and encodes 322 amino acids. The record is from RefSeq and is a predicted model, not a curated record. The transcript has 4 exons.
UCAAAAACACGUUUUCUAAAAUGUCACUCAGUAAAAUCGUUAGAAUUUGAUUAUUUUAAUUAAUUAGGCCGAAAUCGUUAGUCAAGUAAAGAUUCGACAAGUUGUUUAUUUUUUUCAAUGAAAUUUUAAAAAAAAUGGAUAACGUAAUAAUGAUUUGAAAUUGUUGGUUACAUGUGCUGAUUUGACGCCAAGGCGUACAUAAUUUAGGUAUCUGACGUCGAGAAAUGUGAGCACAGUGAGCAAUCCUUAUUUUUCAAUCAUGGAUACAUUUUCACUAAUUGUUUAUGGAAUUAUAAUUUUAAUAAUUCUAAUUUUUUUUGCUGUUAAAAUAUACGUAACAGUGACCAAAGGACGAUGUACAAGUAAAAUGAAACUAAAUGGAAAAACUGUUAUCAUCACCGGUGCUAAUGCAGGUAUUGGAAAAGAGACUGCAAUUGAUAUGGCGGCUAGAGGAGCAAGAGUCAUUCUAGCUUGUAGAAACUUAAAAUCAGCUGAAGAAACUAAACAAGAAAUUAUUUCAAAAACUGAAAAUACAAAUAUUUUUAUCUAUCCAAUAGAUUUUGAAUCAUUAACAUCAGUAAGAAAAUUUUCGCAACUAAUUCACGAAAAUGAACGUCGAUUGGAUAUUUUAAUAAAUAACGCUGGAGCUUUUGAAUUAGGGAACAAAACUACAGAGGAUGGUUUACAUAUCAUCAUGCAAGUGAAUCAUUUUGGACCAUUUUUAUUAACAAAUUUGCUUCUGGAUUUGUUAAAGAAAUCAGCGUCAAGUAGAAUUGUGAAUGUUUCAUCGGCAGGUCAUUUAUUUGCAUCAUUAGAUCCAAAUAAUUUAAAUAAACCUGGAGCUGGUUUCAAAAAUUAUGCUAAUUCAAAAUUAUGUAACAUCCUAAUGAGUAACGAAUUAGCUAGAAAAUUAGAGGGAACAAAUGUGAUAUCAAACAGUUUACAUCCGGGUGCAGUUCGAACUUCAUUACUCAGAAAUAUGCAAUGGUUUAAAAGGGUUUUCUUAACGUUGCUGUUUUGGUUUUUCUAUAAGGAUCCUAAAGAAGGAGCUCAAACCACAAUCCAUUGUGCAGUAUGUGAAAAAGUAGAUGGAUUUUCGGGCAAAUAUUUUCAAGAUUGUAAAGAACAUUGGACGUCACGAGCUGCUCAAGAUAAACAAUUAAGUGAAAAAGUUUGGAAUGCAAGUGUAAGAUUGGUGAAAUUACAAAAAAAUGAAAUCCAUUAUUAAGGUUACACGGCCACUAUAGUCACACUCAUUAAAUAUACAAUUAUUCUGAGGCGUUAUAAAAGUAAUGAGGUUUUACUUUUAUAUACAUUUGUAACACAAGCAAGCGGGACUAUUAUUAUAAUUAUUUUUACCAUUUAUGUAGGUGUAGGGCUGUAUAUUUUAAGGGAACUUAUCAAGCACAAAAAUUUUAUAGGUUGUUGUCAAGUCGCAUCUUUAAUCAAGAGAAGGUUAAAGUGGUUUAUCUAACUUCACUCUCGCGCAUAGACAAUUUUGUAUCGCUUAAUAUGUAUAAUCUAUAUAAGUUAAGAAAUCUGUUUUCCAAACAUAACUUUUUUCCGGUUUCCAUAAUGCGAUUUCCAAGAAAUUCCGAAAAAUUGAAGAAAAACAAGUGCAAAUAGACAGUGUUGAUUACGCAAUCGUUUGUAAGAUUACGCAAUGUUUUUUUACGUCAUGCUAGUAAAGAAAGAUAGUCACUCUUAGGUAGUC